AUGUCGCCCUCCGCCGUGGACAUGCCCGAGUCCCGCGAGACCCUCGAGGCCCUCGCCGCCGCCAACGCCGCCUCCAGCGAAAAGACCACCUCGCAGACCGUCGCCGAGCUGCGCAAGACCCUCACCUCCGAGGCGAGCCCCCUCCCCAUCCGCUUCCGCGCCCUCUUCUCCCUCAAGCACGUCGCCUGCAAGGACAAGAGCGCCGACGCCGAGGCCGCCAUCGACGCCAUCGCCGCCGGCUUCGCAUCCCCCUCGGCCCUGCUCAAGCACGAGCUCGCCUACUGCCUCGGCCAGACCGGCAACCUCUACGCCGUCGAGCCGCUGCGCGCCGUCCUGCGCGACCUGAAGGAGGACCCCAUGUGCCGCCACGAGGCCGCCGAGGCGCUCGGCGCGCUGGGCGACGCGGGGCAGCUUGAGAUCCUGAAGGAGUUCAGGGACCGCGAGGGCGAGGACGUGUGUAUUGUCGAGACGUGCGAGAUCGCUAUUGAUCUCAUUGAGUGGCAGAACUCUGAGCAGAGGAAGCUGGAGAAGCUUCGCAAGAGCGACUUCACAUCCGUAGACCCCGCGCCGCCCAUGGAGAUGUCGCAGCGCACCGUCCCGGAGCUCGAAAAGACCCUGAUGGACGCCUCGCUGCCGCUCUUCCUGCGCUACCGCGCCAUGUUCGCCCUGCGCGACCUCGCCUCGCCCCCCGACCUCCCCACCGCCGUCCCCGCCGUGCUGGCCCUGGCCAAGGGCUUCGCCGACUCCUCCGCGCUGUUCCGCCACGAGAUCGCCUUCGUCUUCGGCCAGCUGUCGCAUCCGGCGUCCAUCCCGGCGCUGACGGAGGCGCUGAGCAACACGGAGGAGGCGAGCAUGGUGCGCCACGAGGCGGCCGAGGCGCUGGGCAGCCUGGGCGACGAGGAGGGCGUCGAGGCGACGCUGCUCAAGUUCCUGCACGACAAGGAGAAGGUCGUGCGGGAGAGUGUGAUUGUCGCGCUGGACAUGGCCGAGUUCGAGUCGAGCGGGCAGACGGAGUACGCGUUGAUUCCGGAGGGUGCCAAGGUGGCUGCUUGA
Messenger RNA from Colletotrichum gloeosporioides, 1053 nucleotides. RefSeq names its product Deoxyhypusine hydroxylase. Gene Ontology annotation, molecular function: deoxyhypusine monooxygenase activity. Lineage: Eukaryota; Fungi; Ascomycota; Sordariomycetes; Glomerellales; Glomerellaceae. Gene Ontology annotation, biological process: peptidyl-hypusine biosynthetic process. Bases 1 to 1053 code for a protein of 350 amino acids. The record is from RefSeq and is a predicted model, not a curated record. The transcript has 2 exons.